GGCUUCGCGGCCGCACCGACCAGCCGCGGGGUGGGGGGCGCGGCGGGAGGGGAGACGCCGGGCAGCUGCCGGCCGCCGAAACGCGCGGGGUGGCGGGAAGGAACGAGUCAGGGCAGAGGCGCGCCGAGCCCGGCUGCCCUGAGCCCGCCGCGAUGUCCAGUGACUCCCCGUCCUUCAGCAAGCCCUCGGACGCCGCGGGGCCGGGGGACAAGGCGGGCGGCUUCGGGAAGGCGGCGGCCCUCAUGGCGCCCUCCCCAGUGGAUAGGGUCGCCGCCGCGGUGGGGAAGAAGCCGCCGCGUAUGCCCAAGUGUGCCCGCUGCCGCAACCACGGCUACUCCUCGCCGCUGAAGGGGCACAAGCGGUUCUGCAUGUGGCGGGACUGCCAGUGCAAGAAGUGCAGCCUGAUCGCCGAGCGGCAGCGGGUGAUGGCAGCGCAGGUUGCGCUGAGAAGGCAGCAAGCUCAGGAAGAGGAACUGGGCAUCAGUCACCCAGUGCCCCUGCCCAGUGCUCCCGAGACGUUCGUGAAGAAGAACAGUGGUGGCAGCUCUUGUCUCUUGUUGGAAAGCAGCAACCCUGCACACUCUACAAGUACAUCCAUGACAGCAGCUAGCACACCAUCAGAGGGGCGGAUGCUCAUUCAGGACAUCCCUUCCAUCCCCAGCAGAGGGCACUUGGAGAGCACGUCUGAUUUGGUUGUGGACUCCACCUACUACAGCAGUUUUUACCAGCCGUCCCUGUAUCCUUACUAUAACAACCUGUACAACUACUCCCAGUACCAAAUGGCAGUGGCCAGUGAGCCCUCCUCAAGUGAGAAUGGGGGUACAAUUGUAGGGUCGGCCAUGAAAAACAGCCUUCGAAGCCUCCCAGCAACUUACAUGCCAAGCCAGUCGGGAAAACAGUGGCAGGUGAAGGGUAUGGAGAGCCGCAAUGCCGUGAGCUCCCAGUACCGCGUGUGCUCCUACUACCCGCCUGCCUCCUACCUGGGGCAGGGUGUUGGUGCUCCCACAUGCCUCCCCCAGAUCCUGACAUCUGAGGACAUACCCUCCUACUUGGAGUCAAAAGUGAGAGUGUUUUCGCCGCCCAGCAGCCAGGACUCCGGACUGGGGUGCCUGUCCAGCAGCGAGAGCACCAAGGGGGACCUGGAAUGUGAGCCCACCCCGGAGCCCGGCGCCUUCGCGGUGAGCCCCGUCCUGGAGGGCGGCGAGUAGAGAGACGCACGGCACGGCCCUCGCCCGGGGCAGGGCAGUGCAGCAGCGUUCACGGUUUGCUUGUUCUGCUUGGGGUUUGUGGGG
Messenger RNA from Pezoporus flaviventris, 1292 nucleotides. RefSeq names its product doublesex and mab-3 related transcription factor 1 (gene DMRT1). Bases 153 to 1208 code for a protein of 351 amino acids. Gene Ontology annotation, cellular component: nucleus. NCBI's taxonomy places the organism in Eukaryota, Metazoa, Chordata, Aves, Psittaciformes, Psittacidae. The transcript is spliced from 5 exons. Gene Ontology annotation, molecular function: DNA-binding transcription factor activity, RNA polymerase II-specific; RNA polymerase II cis-regulatory region sequence-specific DNA binding. The record is from RefSeq and is a predicted model, not a curated record. Gene Ontology annotation, biological process: sex differentiation; regulation of transcription by RNA polymerase II.